AGACAAAAAACCAAUAAUCAGUGGAAAGCAACCAAAAUGUGAAUGCCAAAACACUCAUAAAAUAUUACAAUUCAAAAGAAAAUUCACUAGGGAAAAAAAAAAAAAGAAAAAGGAAAAUAAAGUUAUGCUUGCAAAGCUUGCAACAUCAUUCAGUGGUGCAAAUUAAAGUCUCCAUGUAUGCUAACAAGCUGUAAAACAAGAGAAUGAACAUAUUAUGAUAACGUAUUAACCAAUGCAAUUGGAAAUUGGGAGGUAAUUGGCAAAGUAUCUAUAUAUAUCUAUCCACAGGAUGCUAACAUGCAAGUCACAACACUAAGAUAGACAUGUAAACAACAAUAGAAACAUCUUUACAAUUAUUUAAAAAAUAUAUAAAAAAAAAAAAUACUAUACCACAUAUUUAUUCAUCAGUUGAAUAAUACUCCUUAACCAGCCACACCCAAUCCCCUUGGUCAACAGGUUUAGGUAUGUUUGUCAACGCAUCUUGUAAAUUCUUGCUCAAAUGUUUAUCUCCAAUUUGCCCAUAAACUUUUUCAUGUGCUCAAGUUUUUCAACUUUGUAUAAGUCCAUCAUAUGAGGAUGUCUGAACUUAUCCUAUAGAAGACCAAAAGCAUGUCUUGUUAAAUAACAUAAAGGGGAUGAAAUAAGUUAAAAGGCUAUUUAUGAUAUCUUCAUAGCUGCCCACAUGUAUCCUUUGGCUUCAUUCGCAAUCUCUUCCCAUUAAUGAACCUGUACUAGACAAAUAUUAGGGUCACGCACAAUUUCUCAAUGGUACCUAUUGUCCUUGUUUCUUCAGCUUCCAAUAUUAUGUUCUUGAAAUAAAAAAGGCUGUUAAACUAUAUAAUAAUCAAGUUAUAAGAAGCUAAAUAAAUGAAUGGCGAAUAU
Messenger RNA from Rubroshorea leprosula, 882 nucleotides. Lineage: Eukaryota; Viridiplantae; Streptophyta; Magnoliopsida; Malvales; Dipterocarpaceae. The record is from the annotation of a GenBank genome assembly.